Molecule: messenger RNA, 1092 nt
Organism: Salvia miltiorrhiza (redroot sage)
Lineage: Eukaryota; Viridiplantae; Streptophyta; Magnoliopsida; Lamiales; Lamiaceae
Exons: 1
Coding region: 1-1092 (363 amino acids)
Source: RefSeq, a predicted model, not a curated record
AUGAAAUGGAUAUGGAGAUAUUGGGAAGAGAGAGAGUUGUUGUGGGCAAAAGUCGUGAGAUCAUUAUAUGGAGACGUUGAGUGUGGAGAGGAGGGCCUUCACCUCAGGGGUACUAGAAGAAAUAAGGGUGGAUGGUGGCCGAAAGUCUUGUCAGUGGGGGGAACAACAUCUGGGAAAUGGUUCCUGGACAAUAUCUGUCGAAAGAUUGGGAACGGGAAUGAGACCAAGUUCUGGGAGCACAAAUGGGUAGGGACAAAACCACUAAAGUACGUCUUCCCUAGAUUGUUUCAACUAAGUGCCAAUAAGGAUGUCACAGUUGGGGAGUGGGGAACUUGGGAAGAGGGCUCUUGGAUUUGGGAGAUGAAGUGGAUGCGAGAUUUGUUCGAGAGAGAAAAUGAGGCAAUUGAACAACUAAAAAACUCUAUCUCUCAUUAUGUACCGGUUCCAGGUCGAGUCGACAGCUGGGUCUGGGAGGUAUCACCAGACGGUAAAUUCUCCACAAAAUCGGCGUACUUAACUAUAAAAGCAAGCCGAAUUAUGGAGUCGAGGACGAACGGCGAAGAGAAAAGGCGUGCAACAAUUUGGAAGUCGCCGGCUCCCCAAAAAGCGAUUGUCACAGCAUGGAGGCUGAUGCGAAAUAGGCUCCCAACUUGCGAUAACUUGAGGAAGAGAAGUAUUGAUUUUGGAAAAGAAGAAUCCAAGUGCAACGAAUACAAACUCCUUCCAGAAUCGACAAAUCACCUUUUUCUUACGUGUCCGAAGACGGAGGAAGUUUGGAACGAGCUCCAGAAGUGGCUGGGAAUUGAAAUGGUGCGUCCUCAAAGGGUUGAAAGCCACUAUGGUAUGUUUACUUGCUUCGGGAAAGAAAAAAAGAUUACAAAGCUCUUGUCCGCUAUUUGGGUAAGUUGUGUAUGGAUUCUUUGGAAGAAAAGGAAUGAGAAACGGUUUGAACGUAAGGAAUGGGAGUCAAAGAACAUAGUCAUGGAGAUCAAAAUUAGGACGCGGUGUUGGAAUAAGAUCUUCGGGAUAGUUGGAAUGGAGAUGGAUCUUACAUCUUGGUGCUCAAAUGAGCUGCUCAAAACUAUGCUGUAA